AUGGUCAAAUUUCGUUUUUCGAAAAAUUCAUCAAAUGACGUUCCAACUUCAACUCUUAAUAAUCUGAUUAACAUAGUACCUUCAUUAGAAACAAUUCAUCAAAAUCGAAAACGAUUAAUAACAAAAGAUGGAAAUAUUAAUAUCGAAAAAUUACGUGUGGAAAAUCGAAUUCUUUAUUUUCGUGAUAUUUUUACAAGUUUAUUGGAUUUAAAAUGGAGAUUUAUUUUAAUUUUAUUUUCUUUCUCAUUUGUUAUAUCUUGGUUAAUUUUCGCUGUUAUUUGGUAUAUUAUUAUGUAUAUUCAUAAUGAUUUUUCCAUAAAUUCAUCGAAUGAAACUUCAAAUGAACAUAUUCCGUGUAUUUCUGGUGUGAAAACUUUUUCCGGUGCUCUUCUUUAUUCAAUUGAAACUCAACAAACAAUUGGUUAUGGAACACGAGCAAUUAAUGAACAAUGUACAGGUGGAAUUAUUUUAUUAAUUAUUCAAAGUAUUUUCAGUUUAAUUAUUCAAUCCAUAAUGAUUGAAUAA
Adineta ricciae is the source of this 525-nucleotide messenger RNA. The record is from the annotation of a GenBank genome assembly. NCBI's taxonomy places the organism in Eukaryota, Metazoa, Rotifera, Eurotatoria, Adinetida, Adinetidae.